AUGGCUGAAACACAUAUUCCCGAAACUAACACUCCAGAAAGUUCGAUCCAGAAAGGAAUCUCUUCAUCCAUCACCCCUGUUAUCCAUGUCCAAUCCGAAAAUUCUGGUUUUACUGCUGGAGUUGUCCUUACCGAAACAAAUUAUGACGUAUGGUCUCAAGUUUUGGAGAUGCAGAUUGCUAGACGUGAGAAGCUCGACUACAUUAUGGGAAAGGCACCAGUCCCAGAACCUACUGAUCCUAACUAUAGCAAGUGGUAUGUUGAGAAUCAAAAAGUUAAGGGCUGGUUACUUGCAUCUAUGUCACCUGAAAUUAUGAAACGUUACCUUCGCUUGCGAACAGCGCGGGAAAUCUGGACUGCCCUUGCCAAAGUCUUCUAUGAUGGCUCGGAUGAAUCUCAAAAUUUUUCCUUGAACCAGCGUGCCUUCUCUACUAAACAGAAAUCUAUUAAAAGGCUUCGUGUCCAUAUUUUCCUGAACGGAUUAGAUGCUAAAUUUGAGUCACUUCGUGGCGAAAUACUCCGCAAGGACCCUGCUCUUGAUUUAGAAGAAACUUAUGCCUGUGUUCAUCAUGCGGCUGCACAUCGCCAGACCAUUCUUGGUGAAACUGUCUUCUCUGAACCCUUUGCCAUGUGGGAUCCUACCAAAGCUCUUCGUAGGCAGAAUUCUAAAUCACAUGCAGCUGUAGCUAAGUCCAAUUCCCAUGUGUCUGCUGCUGCACCUGAACUUGCCAAAGCCACCUCCUUGGUUGUUGCUACAGGUAAUGCUGGUAAGGUCUUUAAUACCUCUACUACUAGUGGUAAUAAUACAUGGAUAAUUGAUUUGGGUGCAACGGAUCACAUGACCUUUGAUAUUAGUGGCCUUCAAUCUCUUAAACCCUCGACCCAACCUAUCGUGGCCACCACUAAUGGUGCCUCCGCCCCUGUAAUUGGCGAAAGCUCCAUCAUUUUAACUCCCAAUUUGAAUUUACACUAUGUUUUAGUUGUUCCCUCUCUUAAACAUAACUUGUUGUCUGUUGCUCAAAUAACUACUGCUUUAAAUUGUAUUGUGAUUUUUGGUCAUCAUCUCUGUGUUUUCAAGGAUAUCCAGACUCAGAAGACAAUUGGUUAUGGUACUAGGAAAGGAAAGCUCUACUACCUGGAUUUAAUACCACAAAGCUCGAAUCUGCUAUUUGUAAACUUGAAUGUUUCGGAUUUUAAGUGUGAUAUUUGUGAGUUGGCUAAAAGCCAUCGUGUUUCAUUUCCACGAAGCAUGAAUAAAAGUCCAGCUCCUUUUAUGGUAAUUCAUUCUGAUGUAUGGGGUCCCGCCAACACCACUUUUCUAAGUGGUGCCCGUUGGUUUGUUUCGUUCAUUAACGAUCAUACUCCGGAGCGCAAAAAUCGUCACCUCCUAGAAGUUGUCCGUGCUUCCUUGUUUGGAGCCCAUAUGCCAGUUCAGUAUUGGGGUAAGGCUGCUACCGCUGCUGCUUAUCUCAUUAAUCUGGUACCCUCUAGCUCUCUCCAGUUUCAAACCCCAUUUCAUGUCCUUCAUACAGCUAUACGUGCUCCAAUCGUGUCAAAUCUGUACCCUCGAAUCUUUGGUUGCGUUGCUUAUGUGCAUUUGCCCCAAUCUUUGAGAAAUAAAUUGGAACCCCGUGAUAUCCGUUGUGUCUUUAUUGGCUAUGCCUCACACCAGAAAGGGUAUCGAUGUUAUCGUCCUCCUUCUUAA
Messenger RNA from Olea europaea var. sylvestris, 1704 nucleotides. RefSeq lists its product as uncharacterized. The transcript has 5 exons. NCBI's taxonomy places the organism in Eukaryota, Viridiplantae, Streptophyta, Magnoliopsida, Lamiales, Oleaceae. Bases 1 to 1704 code for a protein of 567 amino acids. The record is from RefSeq and is a predicted model, not a curated record.